Messenger RNA from Chenopodium quinoa (quinoa), 3444 nucleotides. RefSeq names its product ATP-dependent DNA helicase DDM1-like. The transcript is spliced from 16 exons. The record is from RefSeq and is a predicted model, not a curated record. Lineage: Eukaryota; Viridiplantae; Streptophyta; Magnoliopsida; Caryophyllales; Amaranthaceae. Gene Ontology annotation, cellular component: nucleus. Gene Ontology annotation, molecular function: ATP-dependent chromatin remodeler activity; DNA binding; ATP binding. Bases 594 to 2870 code for a protein of 758 amino acids.
CAAAUAAUUACACCAAACUUAAAAAUAACCUAAAUAGAAAAACCCCUAGCAAAUACCUUGCAUUGUAAAAUGAGAAAUUAACCACUUGUUUUUUUAAUUCCCAUUAUCCACAAACACAGAGACCCAUACAAUCAAAUCACCAUUAAAUUAAAUUAUAAUUAACAACACACUGCAAAAAAUAAAAUAAAAAAGUAGGGGUACCCAGUACAAAAAAAAGUAAAGAGAUUUGCAGAUAUUCAUGAACAACAGCAAUUCAGCAAAGAAAAUUCAAAAACUUGGGAAUAUCCCACCUCCCACCUUAUAUAAAAAGGCAAGGGCAAAAUUGUCAUAAAAAUUUUCGAUUUCCCGCCCAAGACGCAUGGUCUAAUUCAUUAAAUUACCAUAUUUUCCUUCCUUUUUUUUUAAUUUAAUUUUUUUUAAAAAAAUAGUGGUAGUACUACUAGUCUACUACUGCCCUUCUCUCACUUCCUCCAUUUUUUCUCUAUCCUCACCUCUUCACAUUCUUCCUUGAGCAAACCAACUUCUUCUGCAAAUUCUUCUUCCAUUUUCUCUCUCUUCAAGGUUUUGAUUUUGGAAGAGGUUAGGGUUUGAUAAUGGCAGAGGAAAAUGAAAUGAAGGUUGAUGAUCCUAACGUUGAUUCUCCUACUUCUGUUCUCGAAGACGAGGAUAUAGUAAAGGAAGAACCUGAAGUUAGCGAUGUACUUAUAGAAGCAAAAAAUGGAGAUGCUAUUCUUAUAUCGAAAGAAAUGGCAGAGGAAGAAGAGAAGCUGCUUGAAGUGAGAGUGAAAGAAGAAAUUGCUGAGAAGGAAAGAUUGGCGGCUGAGGCAGCCACCCUUAACGAGUCUCAGUUUUCUAAGUUGGAUGAUCUUUUAAGUCAAACACAGCUCUACUCUGAGUUCUUGUUGGAAAAGAUGGAUGACAUUACAUUGAAUGGAGUGGAAGAACAGGAAGAAGAAGAGCUGAACAAAGGAAAAAAGAGAGGGCGAGGCGGUAAGAAGAAAGCUGUACAAUAUAACGAUAAGAAAGCUAAGAGAGCAGUUGCAGCUAUGAUUACUAGAUCUAAAGAAGGUACAGCUGCUGAAGAUACUGAUCUUACUGAGGAAGAAAGAAUUGAGAAGGAGCAGUCUGAUCUUAUACCAUUGUUGACUGGUGGGAAGCUGAAGUCUUACCAGAUCAAAGGAGUGAAGUGGCUUAUUUCUCUCUGGCAGAAUGGUCUAAAUGGAAUCCUAGCUGAUCAAAUGGGACUUGGAAAGACAAUUCAGACCAUUGGGUUUCUGGCUCAUCUUAAAGGAAAAGGUUUGGAUGGGCCUUAUAUGGUUAUUGCUCCUCUCUCUACUCUGUCAAACUGGAUGAAUGAAAUGAUUAGGUUUACGCCAUCAGUGAAAGCCAUAAUUUAUCAUGGUGAUGCAAAAGAAAGGAAUCAGAUACGCGUGAAACAUAUGCCCAAAAGCAUUGGUCCGAAUUUCCCUAUAGUUAUUACUUCUUAUGAGGUAGCUCUAAAUGAUGCCCGUAAACACUUGAGGCAUUACAAGUGGAAAUAUGUUAUAGUUGAUGAGGGCCAUCGUCUGAAGAAUUCAAAUUGCAAGCUAUUCAAAGAGUUGAAGCGUUUGCCUAUUGAGAACAAGCUUUUGUUGACUGGAACACCAUUGCAGAAUAACUUGGCUGAGCUGUGGUCGUUAUUGAAUUUCAUUUUGCCUGACAUAUUCUCAUCUCAUGAAGAAUUUGAGUCUUGGUUUGACCUGUCAGGAAAGCGUAGCAAUGAAGAAGUGAAGGAGGAAGUAGAAGAGAAAAGGAGGGUUCAGGUGGUAGCCAAGCUACAUGCCAUAUUACGUCCAUUUCUCCUUCGCAGAAUGAAGGCUGAUGUUGAACAAUCUCUCCCCGGCAAAAAGGAGAUAAUUUUGUAUGCUACCAUGACUGAGCAUCAAAAGAAUUUUCAGGAACACCUCAUCAAUCGAACGUUGGAAAAUCAUUUAGUGACGAAUGUAAGCUUAGGACCUGUACCACGUGGUUUUAAAGGAAAGCUUAAUAAUCUGAUGAUUCAACUCAGGAAAAAUUGCAAUCAUCCAGAUCUCUUGGAAUCUGCUUUUGAUGGAUCAUACUUCUAUCCUCCUGUGGAACAAAUAGUUGGACAGUGUGGCAAAUUCCAGCUGCUGGACAGGUUGCUGGCUAAACUCUUUGCCCGAAAGCACAAGGUUCUUAUAUUCUCUCAGUGGACCAAAAUUCUUGACAUAAUGGAUUACUACUUCAGUGAGAAGGGAUUUAAGGUUUGCAGAAUUGAUGGCCAUGUGAAACUUGAAGAUAGGAGGAGGCAGAUUAAUGAUUUUAAUGACAUAGACAGCGAAUAUAGAAUAUUUCUUCUCAGUACAAGGGCUGGUGGAUUAGGAAUAAACCUUACUGCUGCGGACACUUGUAUUCUCUAUGACAGUGACUGGAACCCCCAAAUGGAUCUGCAGGCAAUGGAUCGUUGUCACAGAAUUGGUCAAACUAAGCCUGUUCAUGUUUACAGGCUUGCCACUGCACUAUCGGUUGAGGGUCGUAUGCUGAAAAGGGCUUUUAGUAAGCUGAGGCUUGAACAUGUAGUCAUUGGUCAGGGGCAAUUCAAGGCUGAAAGGACAAUGAAUAAUAUUUUGGAGGAGGAGGAUCUGCUGGAACUUCUCCGAGAGGAAGAAGAUGCUGAAGAUAAAAUUGUGCAGACAGAAAUCAGCGAUGAAGACCUUGAAAAAGUGCUUGAUCGUACUGACUUGCUAAUUGCAUCAGGUGAUAAAGGGGAGGCUGAAGUUGAGAAAUUUGUGCUGCCCCUCAAAGGGCCUGGAUGGGAGGUGGUUAUUCCGACCGCAACAGGUGGUGUCUUGUCCACUCUUAAUAGCUAGUAGUCUAAUGCUACUCUUUACCAGUGAACACGGGACUCCCCUAGUGCAUUUUAUCAGCAGGGGGCUGGUGUGAUUUUUUUGCGAGGUUAGUAGAUUAAUCUUUGUGCACCGUGGGAGAAUAUCUCCUGCUCCUUUCAUUUUGUUUCAUUGGCAUUUAAAGAGUAGGAAUUGCCAUGAGAAAGGAAGCUGGAUUUUGUAAAUUACGUUGUCAGCUGUGUAGAUUUUUUGGUCCUGGUGUUCUGACUCUUAUUAUCUAUGAAUUAAUCGACAGUUUAUGGGGCAGUAUAUAAUGGGGUUUUUUUCAAUGUUGCUCUCUAUAUAAGCUAGUUGAACUUGGAAGCUGAAAUAUGGCACCUUCAAGGUUUAAACCAACACUUUUGGCCUAUGUUAUACCUCGGGAAAAAAAGAAUUCCGUUGCCGGGAAUCGAACCCGGGUCUCCUGGGUGAAAGCCAGAUAUCCUAACCGCUGGACGACAACGGAAGAUGUUGAUCUAAUCAUUAGUUUAUGAAUUUGAUAAUCUGAAUAAAGUAUCGUUUACAACACACUAAUUACAGGCUCAAAGUAUUGUUAUAC